Myzus persicae (green peach aphid) is the source of this 2850-nucleotide messenger RNA. RefSeq lists its product as uncharacterized. The transcript has 7 exons. The coding region runs from base 581 to 2662 and encodes 693 amino acids. NCBI's taxonomy places the organism in Eukaryota, Metazoa, Arthropoda, Insecta, Hemiptera, Aphididae. Gene Ontology annotation, cellular component: cytosol. Gene Ontology annotation, biological process: cell migration; cortical actin cytoskeleton organization; regulation of cell shape. Gene Ontology annotation, molecular function: actin filament binding; small GTPase binding. The record is from RefSeq and is a predicted model, not a curated record.
CUGGUUUGCCCGGGUUACGGCGGCGGCCACGGCGGCAUUCAAGAGCAUAAUACUGGCCGGUCGGAGCACAUCACAUGCGCUCGUCAGCAGCCGCACACGCACUACCAUACUCUCGCGCGGCGUCCGUCUGUCCGUCCCGUUCCGUCUCGUCACGUCUCGAGCAGGCUCCUCGAACUCGGUCGAUCUACAAGAACAUUUAAACAUUUAUUAGUCAUCAGACCUACAUGUGUGUUUCUAAAAUGUCGUAUUUCGUGGUAUCAACGACGCCGUGUACCUGUGUAUGAUGUGUAAUACUGAGUUGUAAGCGAACUCAUAAGUCUCGUAUCGCCGGGUAAAAUUCGUAUAAAUUAUAUGACAUUUUCUGACGACAAAGUGCGGUUAAAGAGGCUAUACUAUGUAAUACGGGCUUGUCGCUUAUAAUAAGGGUUGAGAAUUUUUUUGUUCAAUCUCGCCGUAUACUGUUUUAAUUUAAACAUAAUACACUAAUACGAAUUGCAUUUUCACCGUUUGCUCGUUUUUGUUUAUGUGCGCUCGGAUAAGACGUGUUUGUGUGUGUGUGCCCUUUGCAGCGGUCGCUUAAAUGGUCAGGAAACCGAAAGACUUAAACAUGAUAUCGGCAAAACCGAAUAGCAAAAUGAACGAUCACGUGGCCCGGCUGCGGGUGGUGCAAGAGGUAUCAUCUCGAAACAGUUCGGCCAGCUGGAAUAGUUCGUGUACGUUUUCGACCGAGCAGAGUUUUCAAGAUCAACCAAGACCACCGGUGUACAACGUAGAAGACUAUGCCGGAUCCUUGCGAAAAUUUGGAAAGCGAGGGCCUACGUCCGACGUUAACAACGGUGACUCGUCUGAACCGAAAGAAACCGAAAUGACUCUAAAAGAAUUCACAUCAGCUACCGAGUUACUGGAAAAACUGAAUUCUGAUCUAAAACUUGCUUAUUUCAGCUUCGUACAAGAAUUCGUCGGUGACCCAAUAGACGGAGUCACACUGUUGCUGGAACUCCUGAAAACGAUCCAACAAAACGGCACACAAACAAAGUGCACGCCAGCAAACCAGCGCCGUAUCACAUUAGACGAAAACGCAUGCCUGCAAUGUUUGAAGUAUUGCAUGCGCUGUCAAGAUGCAGCUAGGAAAUUGGCGAUAUCUCCUGCUGGAUUGUACACCCUUGCCGCGUGCAUCAUGAGCACUGUCAAUCAAUCUCGACUACUGACUCUGGAGUUACUGACCAAGGCAUGCUGUGAAUCGGGUACAGUAGAUGGACACAAUACGGUUUCGGACGCAAUGAGUACAAUGCGACUUAGAUUUGCUGAGCCUGUCAGGUUCAGAUUUUUAGUGGGAAUGAUGUCCGGUAGCGGCAGUUCCGGUAUGGAACUACUGUUGGCUGGUUUAAAGUUUAUAAACGCCUUCACAGAAACUUGUCCGGAUCUUCAGACAAAGUUUUAUGUGCAAGCCGAACUCAAACAAGCUGGUUUUAAACCUGCAGCUAUAUUAAAGAAUAUUUCCAACAAAUCUCCACUAUUGAGCUCCGUAUCAGAUGAAAUAUACAGGUGGCAGAAAAAUUUCAUAAAUGUUGAGUCAUUGAAAAGACAGCACGACGAGGUCAUCAGAGAGGCUAAGUCUCUUAGAGAGAAAGUAGUCAUGCUAGAAAAAAAAAUUCACCUUCUCCAAGAAGAGAAACGUGUAAUUUCUUCACGCAAAGAUCCCUUGGACAGCUCACAAAAGAAUAAAAUUGAAGGAGGUGGCAAUUCAGCUGAAGACGAAGGCAUCAGUUCUUCCGAACAAGACGACUGCGAAGAGGAAGUGUCUUCAAAGAAAGUGAAGGUUCCCUACAAGAUGUACAGCGUAUCACAAGGUGACACGACCAUCGAGGAAGUGCUCGAAGACUUCGACAAGGUUAUAAAUGAUGCGUCUACUGAAUCAGGUGAUGGACGGAAGAUGUCUUCAGUGAGUAGUGACAACUCCAAACGGUAUUACGAUUAUUCCGACACAGACGACGUGGUCAUCAUUCCCACCAGAAUCGUCCCCGAACCACCAAGGCGGUCCAGGAGCCUAUUCAUGAACAAAAACUUCGAAGUCAACCCGUUUUUCGAGGACGAUGAAGAGAGCAUCGACUCCGAGUGUGCUUACGAAGAGGAUGAUGAGGAGGUAAAGUCUAAAAUAAAAAGAAGUGAAACGUUUCAUUCGGUCCAGAAACAAAUAAAACGAUUCUCGGACCUGGCGCUGCACAAUCACCGCGUGGAGGACGAGGAAAAAAUCAAAGACGGCGGCAGACGAAAAUCGAUAUACAACGUUUUCGGCAACGCGCCCGAGGCGGAAAACUCGAUGUAUGCCAACAAUAGACCAGUAACGAGGUCGGUGAGCACCAGGAACAUCAACGACUCACGGAUACCGGUCAUGAGAUUCGACCACUGCAAGUCUGAAAGGUCCGUGUACUUACCAAUGGGCUGCAGGGUCACUAAGGAACCCAAGGUUUUCAUGACCCGAGGUCACAACAACGCAGGAUUGUAUUCUGGUUAUAAGGAGACCACUGCCGUUGGAAAAGACUCAAGUCCUAAAUGCAAGCUUAGCUCGGGUGGUAGUUCAAACGGCUUGAAAGCGCUACAGCACAUUAACAUGUCUGUUUCCACGGGGAAACUUACAGAUUUCCCUUCGGGACUCUAUUAGACUGAACAUGUAGAAUUCAUCUACUUUAUAUCAUAGUUUAUUAUUAAUAGGAUAUUAGUGUUAUUUUUAGGCAUUGGCGUUCCAAAUGUAUAUAUUAUAUAUUAUUAUAUAGUUUAUAGUUUUGUAAAAGAAAAAUGCACCGAAAUAUUGAAACAUGGUGUUGUUUCAUUGCGACCAUUACGCCUAUA